Molecule: messenger RNA, 2496 nt
Organism: Cladocopium goreaui
Lineage: Eukaryota; Dinophyceae; Suessiales; Symbiodiniaceae
Source: the annotation of a GenBank genome assembly
AUGGCCGCCACCUCGCUUGCCGAUAGCACAGCCGCCUUCGAGAAGCAGGCGAGCAACCUUGGCUUGGAAGAUGAGUGGAUUCAGGGGCUCAAACGUUUGGGCAUCAAGAAUUUGGGAGGUCUUGCCUUUGCAUGCGGCCAACCAGGAAGCCCAGUGCCUGAAGCCGAUGUCAGGGCCUUGCUUGACCAGGCGGUUAGUGGCAAAGCCAUCACGGUAGGCGACGUUGUGGUGAUGAAGGGGUUGUUGUCGAGGGCGCAAGCUGAUCCUGCAGCUGAUCCGAGCACUCGCAAGAUGCCGACAGCAGAACGGGCGACUAGACUGGCCGCCCAGAAGUUGCGGCUGACAGGCCUGGAUCUCCAAGGCACUCUCGAAGUUGCUCACUCAGUUUAUGAUGUGAUCAACGGGAUGGUGGAGGCCGACACCUUGAAAUACCUGUCACCGGCCAAAUGCAUCACCAGGAUGCAGGAGAUCACUUCUGCAAAGCCCCCCAAAGAAUUGAAGCUGGACUCAAGUGGCAGUGGCAUCUUGGUCAAAGACGCACAGAAUGAGCAGACCUGCUCCGUGAGUAGCGAGCUGGACAUCAUGGAGGCUAUGACCAGGAGAUCUCUAGCAUUUGAUGCAGUAGGGGUCGCAGACUUCGAGACCUUCCAGAAGUGGAUCCAGUGCCUCUUUCAGAUGAUGAGGCAACCAGCCCCUCCAGGGUUCAGGGCACCGUCAGUGACUCAGUUGCUCCGUGCGGACCGGCAGGCUUUUGUGAAAAUGCAGGAGCUCACUCGUGAUGGGAUCAAGCCUAUAGGGCCAUUCUUCGAGCAGAGCCUCACCGGGCGCAGCAGCUGUUAUGAAACCUUGGGCCAGUGGCAACGACCCGGGCUUGGGUUCUUAUAUGGCUGUGCCAUUGUGAAAGGACUGCUUCUGAUUUUUGUUGAUAACUCCAACUACCAGAUCGAAAGCGAUCAACUGGAAUUCGCGCGGGUCCAACUGGCCAAUGUUGCGGUGGACCAACCUGUGGUGGUUCUGCUGCACAUCCCCUUGAUGCUGCCGGGCAUGUCCUUGCCCCCCAAGGAGCUCUGUGGCCACCAACAGUGGGGUGCUGCCACUGAUUUGUUGUGGCAAGUGGAAGAUCGUCCACGUUGGCCUUCGGGGAAUCAGCAGAGUACCUUGGACUUCAGGGAACUGCUGCAAACCCAGGCAGCACCAAAAGGUCCCAUCGUGGCAGUGCUCUCAGGACAUACCCAUGAGGAUGCAGCUGUAGCGCUAGGAGAGACUGUGGAGGAUGCUCAGGAUGGAGCAUGCCCUGCGGGUGCUGCAGCGACGCCUGCGACGUGCCGGAGCACCUGGACUGUGCAGUCUGAGAAUGGCAGGGAGUCGCCAAGCAAGGCAACCAAUGCCUUCCAAUACACCACCCACAGCGCUGCAGAGGGGGCCUAUCGUCUCCUAACCAUCAGGCCAUUUGCAAGUGAUUCACCUCUUGGUACCUGGAAGCUGCUGGGCUCAAACGCCACGUCGAAUUUUCCAAAUGUGGAACGGCCCGAAUGUUGGGCCUGGCAGGGCAUUUUUACCACUUAUGUGACGCUGUGGACGUCAUCACAUCUUUUGGUCUAUUCCAGCCGUUUGUCGAGUGCCCCGAGCUACAAUGCUACCUCCGUGGUUCUGCUGACAGAAACUGUCAAGCUGAUACUGGCUGCAUCCAUGUAUGUAGCAUAUGAUGGCUCCUUGCGGGAGAUGAUCCGAGUAGCCUCGAAAGAAGUUCGGGUCCUGCUGCUAUAUGGGAUUCCUGCUUUGCUUUACGCCAUGUACAACAAUUUGCUCUUCAUCAAUUUGGCGUCCUUCGAUCCGGGCACCUACAAUGUUUUGAUCCAGUUGAAGAUAGCAUUGACCGGAGUGCUGUACCAGAUAUUGUUCUCCAAGCAGUUGAACCGGAACCAGUGGGCAGCCAUUUUGCUCAUCACAUUGGGCUGCAUGUGCAAAGAGUCUGGCAAAGUCACCACAUUUGGUUUCCAGGCGAACUUGAGUUCAUGGUUCCUGCUCUUCGUGCAAAUGUUGUGCUCCGUGCUGGCUGGGGUCUACAAUGAGGUCCUCCUCAAAGGAUCCGACUCGGCCAAGCGUGGAGUGACCACCAAUCUUCAGAAUGCUUUUAUGUACAUCCAGUCCAUUGUGGUGAAUUUUGUGGUGCUGAUUUGGGAGGGAAAGGGCAGCGAGGCGAUUUCCCCUCAGAACCUUGAGGCCAUCGCUUCUCUGAAGGUGCUGUCGAUCAUUGCCAUCAUGUCCACUGUGGGCCUGGUUACCGGCUUCUUUUUGAAGCACUUAGACUCGGUCUUGAAAGCUGUCGCUUCAGCCCUGGAGGUGGUCUUCACGAUGCUUUUGGGCUUCCUGUUCUUCGGUGCGCCCCUGGGUCUCAGUGGGCUCAUUUCUGGGUUGCUGGUAGGCGCUGGGGUGGCUCUCUACUCCCGGCCUGUGCCUGUGCUGGUAGCUGAAGAUGAGCUGAAGGUUGUUUGA